CCGUCUGAAGCGGUUCAACUUCCUGUAUGGGUUAGGAUGUUUUCAUUUAAUUCAACGAUGAUUUGUACGUCCAUCAAGUCAUAGCCCGUUAUCAGUGACACCGUUUUAAGUAACGGUGCAUCGCAAGCUGAAAAUGACAAUGUCCCGGCAUGCACGUCUCUUCCUAGUCCAGUUUAUUUUCACUUUCAUAAUCAAAUCUUUUUUGGGCCACCUGGCUGCUGAUUGCGUAUCCCGGAGUGAGACGUUAAAGGCUUUGUGAGAGGUGUGACGGCUGGAGUGAGUGUCGGCGUCAUGUUCAUCGUACCUGUCCUCGUGCUCCUGCUCCUGCAACACGAUGAGCUCACGUUAGCAGCGCAGCUGCCAGGACACAGCGGGAUCAAGUCUCCAUCCUUUGCCCCUUUGGCUACAAACGGCCAACCGUUCCCGUGGGACAGAAUGAGGCUCCCAGAAACGGUUUCUCCUCUCCAUUACCAUCUCCUCAUCCACCCUAACCUGACCACUCUGGAUUUCAGUGGCUCUGUCCUCAUCGAGCUGGAGGUGCACACAGACACCCACAGCAUCAUCCUUCACAGCAAGGACCUCCAGAUAUCUAGCGCUGUGCUGUUGGCAGCAGAAGGUUCCAGGCCUCUUCAGGUGCUGGAAUAUCCCGCCUUCCAGCAGCUAGCCCUGCUGUCUGACGCUGUGCUGACCAGGAGGGGGCACUAUGAGGUGUAUCUGGAGUUUGGUGCCAACUUGUCUGACAGUUUCCAUGGGUUUUAUAAAAGUACUUACCGCACCAGUGAGGGAGAAGUCAGAGUUGUGGCGUCCACCCAGUUCGAAGCCACCAGUGCACGUGCAGCGUUCCCCUGUUUUGAUGAACCUGCGUUCAAAGCCAACUACACGAUCCGCAUCCGGCGAGAACCCCGCCACAACGCCCUCUCCAACAUGCCCAUGGUGAAAAUGGUGGUGUUGCCAGGCGGCCUGUUGGAAGACCACUUUGACACCAGUGUGAGAAUGAGCACCUACCUGGUGGCAUUUAUUGUGUCUGACUUCCUGUCUGUCAGCAAAACCACCCAGCACGGGGUCAAGAUUUCAGUAUAUGCUGUACCAGACAAGAUUGACCAGACUUCAUUUGCUCUCGACGCUGCAGUCAAGCUGCUGGACUUCUAUGACGACUACUUUGACAUCCCCUACCCUCUUCCCAAGCAAGACCUGGUGGCCAUCCCAGACUUCCAGUCUGGAGCGAUGGAGAACUGGGGUCUGACCACCUAUCGAGAGUCAGGCCUCCUCUUCCACCCCAACAAGUCCUCCGCCUCCGACAAACUGGGCAUCACCAUGGUGAUUGCCCAUGAGCUGGCCCACCAGUGGUUUGGUAACCUGGUGACCAUGCAGUGGUGGAACGACCUCUGGCUGAACGAAGGCUUCGCUAAGUUCAUGGAGUUUGUGUCUGUCAAUGUCACCAACCCAGAGCUACAAGUGGAUGACUUCUUCUUGGGGAAGUGUUUUGAGGCUAUGGAGGUGGAUUCUCUAAGCUCUUCACACCCUGUCUCCUCUCCUGUGGAGAACCCCACCCAGAUCCAGGAGAUGUUUGACGACGUGUCGUACGACAAGGGCGCCUGUAUCCUGAACAUGCUGAGAGACUUCCUGACGGCUGAGGCCUUUAAGAUCGGCAUUGUUCGCUACCUCAGACGCUACAGCUUCCAGAACACUGUCAACAGCCACCUGUGGGAAAGCCUGAGCAACAUCUGCCAGGGGGAUGAUCUGGAUGAAGGCCGGCUGAAAGGAGAGUUUUGCUCCCAGGCCCAGCGCCAGUCUGAUGCGUCUAAGUGGUACUCUGAGGACGAGCUGGAUGUGAAGACCAUCAUGGACACCUGGACCCUGCAGGAGGGCUUCCCCCUAGUCACGGUGGAGGUCAGGGGUCGUGAGGUCACACUGAGCCAGGAGCGCUACCUCAAGACUGACGAUCCUUCCCUCACAGAGGGCUUCCUGUGGCAGGUCCCGCUGACCUACAUCACCAGCGCCUCCAGCACCAUCCAACGCUUCCUACUCAAGACCAAGACUGCUGUGCUGUACCUGCCAGAGGAGGUGGACUGGGUGAAGUUCAACGUGGACAUGAGCGGUUACUACAUGGUGCACUACGAGGGCCGGGGCUGGAGCGCCCUCACCCAGCUGCUCAGGCACAACCACACCGCCCUCAGCAGCAAUGACCGCGCCAGCCUCAUCAACAACGCCUUCCAGCUCGUCAGCGUGGGGAAGGUGAGUCUGGACGUGGCCCUGGAGUUGUCGCUCUACCUGUCAAAGGAGACGGAGAUCAUGCCUGUCACCCAGGGUCUGGGGGAGCUAGUGCCCAUCUACAAGCUGAUGGAGAAGAGAAACAUGCUGGACCUGGAGAAUCAGAUGAAGGGCUACAUAGUGGAGCUGUUCCAGGAGCUGAUUGAUCGUCAGACAUGGAGCGACGAGGGCUCCGUCUCCCAACGCGUGCUGAGGAGCUACCUGCUGCUGUUUGCCUGCGUCAGGAACCACCCCCCUUGCGUCGCUACGGCAUCACGGCUCUUCACCCGCUGGAGGGAGUCUGACGGCAACAUGAGCCUCCCUAGUGACGUCAGCAUGGCAGUGUUUGCCAUCGGCGCCCGUACUCCAGAUGGCUGGGACUUCCUGUUUGAGAAGUACCGGCAGUCUAUGCACACCUCUCUGAAGAGCCGUAUCAAGUCAGCCCUGACCAUCAGCCCUCUGCAGGACAAGCUACAGUGGGUGAUGGAGCAGAGUCUCUCAGGAGAGGUGAUGAAGACUCAGGACCUUCCUCACGUGGUCAUCUCCAUCAGCAGGAACCCCAGAGGCUUUGCACUGGCCUGGGACUUCCUCCGACACAACUGGCUCUCGCUGAUCAGGAAGUUUGACCUGGGCUCUCAUUCUAUUGCUGGAAUGGUGAAUGGAGUGACAAACCAGUACUCCACCAGGGAGAAGCUGGAGGAGGUGCAUAGCUUCUUCGGAGGUCUGACUGAGGAGACGGGGGCGAGUCUGAGGUGCAUCCAGCAGACCAGCGAGACAAUCCAGGAGAACAUCCGCUGGAUGGACAGACACCUGCCUCUGCUGCAGGCCUGGCUGAACCGACGCAACCCCGGCCCCGGACCCAGCUCCACCCCAGCACCACAGAGACAUGUGGACUUAUAGUGGGCUCUUAGACUAAAAUCAAAUGGGUCUGACAGAGUAUCUUUGGUAAAACGCUGAAAAUCGUUGCGAGAUGUCUCUUCUGAAACAGCCCAGACUGAGAGUCAGCUGAUAGUCUGGGUUAGUUACCAGUCCCCUCUCCAGUUCAGAGCUCUGCACCACUAACAAACGUGUGGUUUGUCAAACUAGUUUAAUCCAUAUCAAAUUAUUAAAAAGUGACAAUGCUGACAAUACCCUUCUCCACCACUUUUUAAACUUUUGCCAUCCAGCUUACUACUGUUUGCAGUGUUUCAGGGAUGUAUUUGUGGCUCUAGGUGUGAUAUGUGAGGUGUUUUUUGUGUGUGUGCCUUCCUUAGUGACCUGCCUGCUUCCUGGAGAAUCUCAGGGGAUUUCCUAAGAUGUUAGUUGCCUGGGUAACUGGUCUCUAGAGAAGCAGAUCACAGGGCUGCAGUUCUGCUUUAGUUUAUGAAGAAUAACUAACUCCAAGAUCCGCCUUUUUAGGUGUUAGAGGCAAGUCAGAAAUGUAUUUCAUACCAUCAUUCCAUAAUUGAAAAUAUGUUUGUGUCAUUUUGUGAUGAAUGAAAAUAAAGCCCUAGUUGAGA
This is a messenger RNA of Osmerus eperlanus (European smelt), 3749 nucleotides long. RefSeq names its product endoplasmic reticulum aminopeptidase 1b (gene erap1b). NCBI's taxonomy places the organism in Eukaryota, Metazoa, Chordata, Actinopteri, Osmeriformes, Osmeridae. Gene Ontology annotation, molecular function: peptide binding; metalloaminopeptidase activity; zinc ion binding. The transcript is spliced from 19 exons. Gene Ontology annotation, biological process: peptide catabolic process; proteolysis. Bases 292 to 3150 code for a protein of 952 amino acids. Gene Ontology annotation, cellular component: cytoplasm. The record is from RefSeq and is a predicted model, not a curated record.